AUGGACUCGUCACUAGCUCACCUCAUCAGCUGGUCUGAGCCCACCAAGGGGGAUGCCCCUCUGGCUCUCACUGGGCCGUCCAUAACCAUUUCGCCCCUGCCGCCACCUCACGCCCCAACCGUAUUCCUCUUUGGCGGCAAAUACGUACACAACCGGAAACUCACCAACGAGAUCUGGGCCAUGAAUCUCAACACGAGAAUUUGGGAAAAGAUAGAUGCUGGUCCCGGUCCUAGUCCUCGUUACUUUCAUUCCAUGGACGUCUGGGAAAAUAAGUUGGUCUGCUUUGGUGGCAUGUCAGACUCGGAGCCUACCUCGGUGCACAACGAUAUUUGGUUCUUCGACUGCUCUACUCGCAAGUGGCUACCCUCGGACAACGGCUCUACCGAUGGUGAACAGGCACUGGUGCCAAUGGCUCGGUAUGCCCAUCUCAGUGCCAUCUCUCGGGGUAAGCUCCUCGUAUCUGGAGGACAACAUUCGGACAACUCAUGGAUCUAUGAGAUCAAUGUUUAUGAUCUGAAGAAGCGGAGAUGGAUCUCCAAAACCCAGCAACCAGAGAUGAACGGGCAGCAUUCGAAAGGGGCAUAUCGCAGUGUGGCGACAUCCUCGAAACAGAGAGUCAUCAUUCCGCCCAAGCGGCCUGACUCGAACACGUCUCAAUCUUACUCCAUUGACGAGGAAGGAGAGGGCGGAGAUAUCUGGUGCUAUUCGAAUUACGACUUCGCCAAGGUGCGAAGAGAAUUGGACAUCAUAGCGCCAUCUGAUGACGACGAUCAAUCGGAUGCCGGUCCUCGGUUCACAUCGACUCCUUGUUUUGCCAUCCGCGAUGAGUCAACACGGAUGCGGGGAAGUGCGAUGCCGCCUGGUCUGCGCUUCCCAACUGGCGGUAUUGUCGGAAAUCACUUCAUCCUGUGCGGUCUCUAUCUUGCUUCAUCUUCUGCCGCCUUUUCCAUCUGGUCUCUCGACCUCACAACGUAUAUCUGGCGCCAUAUCGAGCCUGCUGUACUGAAUGACGGCAGCUGGAACAGGGCGCUCGUCUGGCCUGAAAGAGCCAGGAUUCUGGUAUUUGGCAACACAGAAUCUGACAUCGCGACAGAUUACGGCAAGCGCGCAGUCAGCGUAGAUCACAUGGCUGUUAUCUCGUUGGAGACAUAUGGCAUAUACCGACCGCCUCGGUUAGAGAUUCCUGUCAAUAUUCAACAGCGGGGACUUAUGGUGUUGGACGAGAAUCUGGCUUCCGACUUUGCAGUGAUUGCUGAAGAUGGGCGGCGAGUUAAAUGCUCGAGACACGUCCUCCGUGAGCGAUGGGCUUGGUUCGCUGCGCAAGAAAAGGACUUGGUCACUGCCAUGGCUGGCGAAGUCAAGGAUGCUCCUGCUGUAGACGUUGCCGACACCCUCAUGGGCUCCUUCGAGCCGACCAAAAUCGCGGCCACUAGCGUGACACUGCACGAGCCGUUUCCGGUGUGUGUCGCUCUGGUACAGUACUUCUACACACAGUCCCUUUCGACACCUCUUCAGAAUAGAGCCCCGAUACUCUCGGCUUUACUGUUCCUAUCAAAACAGUACAAAAUCGACAGAUUGGCAAAACUGGUUGUACAUGCUCUGCAUGAGCGGCUGGAGCCAAACGUGGCGGUGGGGGUUUAUGAGAUUUCCACCUUGAGCGGGGAGCAGGCAUUGCAGAUUCGAGCUCUGAAUAUGAUUCAUGUCAGUGUCUUUGUCUGCUUUAUCGCGUUCGCUGAUAGCUCUCCAGUCGAGCAAAGGUAG
Molecule: messenger RNA, 1761 nt
Organism: Kockovaella imperatae
Lineage: Eukaryota; Fungi; Basidiomycota; Tremellomycetes; Tremellales; Cuniculitremaceae
Exons: 4
Coding region: 1-1761 (586 amino acids)
Biological process (GO): cell redox homeostasis
Cellular component (GO): mitochondrion; cytosol
Molecular function (GO): protein binding
Source: RefSeq, a predicted model, not a curated record